Columba livia (rock pigeon) is the source of this 1938-nucleotide messenger RNA. RefSeq names its product transmembrane protein 140 (gene TMEM140). The transcript is spliced from 2 exons. The record is from RefSeq and is a predicted model, not a curated record. The coding region runs from base 1 to 795 and encodes 264 amino acids. Lineage: Eukaryota; Metazoa; Chordata; Aves; Columbiformes; Columbidae.
AUGCUGCAUGGCCUGCAGCCAGUGAUACCCCUUCCUGAUGCCACUUGCCUGUUUUUCAGGGUGAAGCAGAAGCCUGAAAGAGAGCACAGAGGACAGUUCACAUUCCUGGGAGAAGGAGUCUGGUUUACCAGGCAAUCUGAGAGAGGAGCGUGGAGGACAGCAAUCACAGCAGGCGUCCCCACAGCAGGUUCUACCAUGGUAUCAAGAGAGCAUGUGGGCAUCAGGAUGGGUCUACUGCAACAGAGGUGCACCGGGCACCUCUUCUGUGCGCUGACCCUACUUGAGGCUGCCGGGACCUUGGCCUUGAUGUUUUAUGCGCUGCUGUGGGAAUCUGGGAAUCUGGUUGACCUCCCUGACAAACGCAUCGGCUUUUAUAACUUCUGCCUGUGGAAUGAGACAGCUGGGAAGCUGCAGUGCCUGGAGUUCAAGCAUCUGCAGGUGAUGGGCAUCAGCCUACUAGGAAUAGUUCUAGGCAGGAUUUGUGUGUACACGUGUCUGGUCUUCAGCAUUUUCUACCCUAUUUUUGUUGCACAUGUGAAGUGCACAGAGGAGAGAAAGGGCUGGAAGGUGAUCCUCAUCAUACUCAUCAUCAAGACAACAAUCCUGUUUGGAGGCCUGACUAUGUUUCUUUUCCAAACCUCGGAGUGGAUUCACCCCUCUGAUUUCACUGGGGGCUUCCUGGCAUUGCUUGGGACUCAGGCUCUGCUACUGCUCCAGAUUCUCACUGUCACUAUGUACCUCAUCAGGGACAAGCACACACAUCCUUGUCAAAGCAGCAGAGGCCCUGCCCACUGAGAUUCAACAACAAAGAAGAUGCAACAGCUAUUGAUAACCUGAAUUAAAACAGCAAACCCACGACAGCUUUAGUCACUGGCAGGAAUUUGUUCCUUAGUCCAAAGACCCAUGUCGAGCCAUGCUCUGGCACACGGCUGUGUGCAGCUCUCCUGCAGCGAGCAGGCAGCAGACACCAAUACUCACAGCACAGCGUUAAAACUUCACAGUAACAGCAGCGUGUAACACCCCCUGCGGCUUGGGGCACAGCAUCAAGGCAACAGCAUUCCUGGCCCUGACCCGGAGGACAGUGGACAGAUCAGAACGAGCACACAGUGGACACAGCCCUCUGGACAUAUCUAGCCUAAGAACAGGCAGUCAGAGAAGCAAACAGGCUUCCUUUCUUUGAGUUGCCUAAAGAGACUCUGCUCCUUCUCCACAUUCUGGACUAACCAGGGGUGCCUUCGAGGCAACUGUGACUUGAGAAGCUGUGGCUUCACAUUGGUGUCACAGCAGUGGCAGCCUCAGAUGUGCACUGCAGGUACUCUCUCGAGCAGGACCACCUGUACUUCACCUGCAGGAAUAAUACCUGGGGUGACCCUGCUUUAGUUCAUUAGGGUGAAGUGGCCCACAUCCAAUCCCAGCAGCAGCAGAGCACCUGGAGUGGCAGCCAAGCAACUUGCUGAACACUGAACAGAACCCUAAAGAGGAGGGUUUCCAAAAGGAAGCAGAGGAUUUGGGUGCAGAGCUCCAGGUUUGUCUCUACUGAUAUUACGAAGCUAAGCCCAGCACUCCAGCAGCCUUUGAGACUCUAGGAGAGACUGGAUCUAUCUGAGGGCAGCUCAUUGCAGAGCCAGCUCAGUGCAGCCCAAAACAUACCCCAUGCAAGGGUGUGCUCAGGGAGCAGGGCCAGGGCCACUGCAGGCUGGGGUGCAGUGCCCCAUCUGGGCCAUCACAGCCACAACACUUGAUGGAGUCUGCUAUGGGAAUGCACAGCACUACUCCAUGGCAUGUCUGUAACCUCGCACAAACCUUGCCUGCUUUCCCCCUGCAUCCCCUUCAGGCACAUGAGGGUCCAUUUUCGCUCCUGCUGCAGUCUUUGGGGGGACGUGGCUGGUGAUGCUGGUUUGACCGAUUCUUCAUUUCAGUAAAGGCUCUCGCACCUGC